ACAACAGCAGCAGCGGCAACCAUGUCAUCCAACACCACCACCAUGAAAGAAGCCAUCGUCUCCCCCGACCUCUCCGUCUCCAUAGACAACAACCCAAUCCCCACCCCUCCAACCCCAAACCACCUCGUCAUCAAAGUAAUCGCAAGCGGCACCAACCCAAAAGACUGGAAAAUCCCGCAAUUCUUCAAGCAUACUUCAAACCCGGGCGACGACAUCGCAGGCAUCGUCCACAGCGUCGGCUCCAACGUCUGGGAGUUCAAACCGGGAGACCGCGUAGCGUCUUUCCACGAGAUGCUUACCGAGGGCGGAAGCUUUGCAGAGUAUGCAGUGGGGUGGCAGCACACGACGUUUCAUAUUCCCAAGAAGGUGGGGUUUGAGGAGGCGGCGAGUGUGCCGCUUGCGAGUAUGACGGCAGCGUUGGGACUGCAUUUGAGGCUUGGGUUGGCGACACCUUGGAGGCCGGUGCCUGAAGGGACCGAGGUGCCGCUUGUGGUGUACGGAGGGGCUAGUGCUGUUGGUGCUUAUGCCAUCAAACUGGCCGUGAAAUCAAACAUCCACCCAAUCAUCGCGGUAGCGGGCCGCGGAAUCCCUUUCGUCGAGUCGCUGUUGGAUAAGUCCAAGGGCGAUGUCAUCGUCGAUUACCGUAAAGGUGAUGAUGCGGUCGUGCAAGGGGUCAAGGAUGCGUUGAAUGGACGGAAGUUGGAGUAUGCUUUUGAUGCUGUUUCAGAGCACGGUUCCUACACCAAUAUUGUGAAGGUUCUCGAUCCCCAUGGCCAUAUAACGCUCGUACUCCCUGGAAAAAAGUACGAAGGCAUUCCCGAGACGGUUCACCUGAGCAUCACAAAUGUAGGCGAGUCUCACAAGGGCGACAAGGACUUUGCGUACUUGUACUUCAGAUUGCUAGCAAGAGGUAUGGACGAGGGUUGGUUUACUCCACACCCAGUGGAGGUGAUUCCUGGAGGAUUGGGGGGUGUGGAGACGGCAUUGAAGAAUUUGAGGGAUGGUAAGGCGAGCGGGGUGAAAUAUGUUUUCAGGGUCGAGGAGACCGAAGGGGCGGCUAAGUCGCAGCUGUAG
Messenger RNA from Periconia digitata, 1074 nucleotides. The record is from the annotation of a GenBank genome assembly. NCBI's taxonomy places the organism in Eukaryota, Fungi, Ascomycota, Dothideomycetes, Pleosporales, Periconiaceae.